GGAAAUACACUCCUCCGGGUUUCCAUUUGGCCAGCUGCGGUUGAAUUUUUUUUUUUUUUCCGAGAAUUUCCAGGAGUGGAGGAGACUGUGGCUUCCCUAAUUGCUUGCUCUGGAGAUCAGAAUCAACAGAGAAGUCAACCUAGUUUAUCAUCCAAGAAAUCCUUCCCUUAGCCAAUUAAGAAAUUUACAGACACAUAGCCAUCAUAAGGUACAUUAUUUUUCUUCCCAGAAUUCUACUAUUGCUCUAUUUGUCUUUCCCUGUGACUGGGGCCUUUGACAUUGCAUUAUGUUAUCAGCAGCCUUCAUUACUUUGGUGAGAAGUGGUGGGCACCAGGUGAAGAAGAGAGUGUUGUUAAGCUCCGUCCUCCUGCAGGACCACAGGCAGGCGACUCCUGCCUGCUGCUUCUCCACUUCUGAGGCCAGGAGUUCUCGAUUUGACCCAGAUGGAAGUGGGCAGCCAGCCACUUGGGACAAUUUUGGGAUCUGGGAUAACCGCAUUGAUGAGCCAAUUCUGCUGCCACCUAGCAUCAAGUAUGGCAAACCAAUUCCCAAAAUUAGCCUGGAGAAUGUGGGCUGUGCCUCUCUCAUUGGCAAACGGAAAGAAAAUGAAGAUCGAUUUGGGUUUGCACAGCUGACAGAAGAGGUGCUAUACUUCGCAGUCUAUGAUGGACAUGGGGGCCCUGCAGCCGCUGACUUCUGUCACACACACAUGGAGAAAUGUGUUAUGGAUUUGCUUCCUCGGGAGAAAGACUUGGAAACGCUCCUGACCUUGGCCUUUCUAGAAAUAGAUAAAGCCUUUGCAAGUUAUGCUCACCUGUCUGCAGAUGCGAGCCUCCUGACCUCUGGGACUACUGCAACAGUAGCCCUGUUGAGAGAUGGUGUUGAACUGGUGGUAGCCAGUGUUGGAGACAGCCGGGCUCUUUUGUGUAGAAAAGGAAAACCCAUGAAGCUGACCACUGACCAUACCCCAGAAAGAAAAGAUGAGAAAGAAAGGAUCAAGAAAUGCGGUGGGUUUGUAGCUUGGAAUAGUUUGGGACAGCCCCAUGUAAAUGGCAGACUUGCGAUGACAAGGAGUAUCGGAGAUUUGGAUCUUAAAGCCAGUGGUGUAAUAGCAGAACCUGAGACAACAAGGAUUAAGCUCUACCAUGCUGAUGACAGUUUCCUGGUCCUCACCACAGACGGGAUUAACUUCAUGGUGAAUAGUCAAGAGAUCUGCGACUUUGUCAACCAGUGCCAUGAUCCUAAAGAAGCAGCUCAUUCAGUGACUGAGCAGGCCAUACAGUACGGUACCGAAGACAACAGCACUGCAGUAGUGGUGCCCUUUGGUGCCUGGGGAAAAUACAAGAACUCUGAAAUUACCUUCUCAUUCAGCAGAAGCUUUGCCUCCAGCGGGCGAUGGGCCUGAUCNACAGCUCAGACUCGGAGUUCCUAUGUCAGUGGGCUUAUCGAGAAACUGGUAACAUGCAGAAGGCCACCUGUACCCGUGUGUCAUUGUGACCUGAUAGAUCCUAACAGUACAAGCUUACCAGCCACAUACCCAGUAGUAUUUUCAUAAAUCCUCAUCAUCAUUAUGGUCAACUGCACAUGCUCAGUGCAAGCACCAUAACAUAGCUGUGAAGCCCUUGUGCGUCUCUGAGCUGAAUGGAAGAAGAAGCGGUUUUGGUCCACUUGAUGAGUGAUGAAUCUAUGUGUUUCCUUUGUAGUGCUAGAGAUUGAACCUGGGGCUUUCUAAGAUUUUAAGACUAAGAGGCAGAUUUAGUUUCUUUUUAGUAAAUUUGUUCUUUAUUCAGUUGGACAGGUUUUUUUCUGAAUGUUGAUAGCUGGCCAAUGUGUUAUUUGCAAGAGUUUCUUUUUCCUUUCUGUAUAGAAAGCAGGUCCUCACUGGCUGACCUUGAACUCCCGGGUUCAAAUGGUCUUCCUACAUCAGCUUCCUGAGUACCUUUUGAUUUUUGUUUUUGUUUUUGUUUUUUUUUUAGAACAGAACAAGCAUAUUUUCUUUUUUCCAAGAAGAGUGAGAACAUAAUUACUGAGGAGAUGGGGGAAUCCCAAGGGAGGGAUCCAAGGGAUCCAAGGGAUACAAGGUACAUUUUAAUAAAUGUACCAAGGAGAGAUAAUAAAACCUAGGUUCUCUAUGACUGAAUAGUGUACUCUGGGUCACUUAUUAGUAAAUUUAACCCUGCAAAAGACAUGGCUAAAGUGUAUACGUAUUUAUAAAUAGCUCUUUUAUGUAUUUUAAAUAUUUUUAGCCCUUCCCCAUCCAUUUCUAUUUUUGUGGAGUUAAAUAUGCUGUAUUGGUAACUGUUCCUUAAUCUCCAGAGAAGAGCAUACAGACUCUUUGGUUAGAAUCUGUAAAGUAAAACACUGACAGUGCCAAUCUUGUGUAAGUUUGUUGCUGUGUGUUUUGUGUGUGGUAUUGUUUAUACCACUUUCUGUGUACACAGUAAGCAAGUUGUGUCCUUUGUUAGUAAAUAUAAUAUUACAAUGACUUAUACUGCUAUAGAUAUAGCUUGGGGUUUAUGUCUCCAAAUCCUCAUUUCUAAGAUUCAUGCAAAAAAGAGAAGUCUUUUAUAAAGGAUAUUCAAACAUGUCAGCUUCCUAUGUAAAUUAGCGGUGUAAAACCACACUCCUUUUUACCUGCAUAUAAAAUUUCUGUCAAACUGUGAAUCCCUGAAUGUGUAUUUGUAGUUAAUCUAUAUUUUCACAGGGUAAUUUAAAUUUGGUAUAUGUGCAGUGAAUGUAUAUAUAUAUUUUUUUUUGAAGUAAUAUAAAAUUAAAGGGAACAAUCUUGUGGCACAUUUAUCAGUUAGCUGUAAAUUAUUGAUAUAUUUAUCUCUAAGGACACUCAAUAAAAUUGAGUGUCAGAUUCUCUGUAAUAAAGAAUCAGUUGUUACUGGUAAAUAACCACUAUGGAUUAUAAAUAAAUAUGGGGGCCAGGUUUGGUGGCCUCUACCUAUAAUCUCAGGACUUAAGGAGGAGACAAGAUAAUCAGCAUGGUACCUUUGAAAUUAGCUUGAGCUACAGAGCAAGUUCCAGGGUAGCCUGAGCCACAGCUUGUCUCCCAAAACAAAAUAUCAGUAACAAAUGGCUGUAAGAGACAUUUUAUUAUGUGUGAUGUAUGUGGAUAACCAAAGAACAGGGGCAGACAUAUUGUUGUGUGGUAGUUCGAAUAUAAAAUUAUAGGAUAUGAGAAGAACAGGAAAUGUUAAAAGUGACUUGGAAUUUUGUGGCAGAAAACAAAGGAAAAAUAAUGAAAUAUAUAUAUACCUUCAAGUCUGACAUGUUUUCUUCCUUUAACUUUUGUUUAAAAUAUUUAGUAGAAAUAAAGAAUAAGUUCUCAAUAAACAAUUUAAGGUCUUUUCAUGGAUGUUAGUUGAAAGAAACAACAUUUUUUCAGGCAUUUUAGCUUACAUGUGUAGUUCCAACAUCUGGGGUGGUGGGGCACCGUCAUCCUGAACAGCAAGAGCCCGUGUCAAGGGACAAAGUACACGGGAGAGAGUAGAGUAGGUGCUCACUGUUCGAGGAAGAGUGGAAAGACUAGCAGAGCUUAGAGGCCUUCUUGUUGAGUCUGGUGUUGGAAGAAAGUUAUGAAAACAAUAAGAGUAUGGAGAACUUAUAAACUAAUGUGCACAGCAAAAUUCUCAAACAUAAAAAUGACAACAUGAUGUGUCUGCUUCACAUUGCUGGUCCCCUCCCCCCUUUACUUUGAAACUAGGAUUGAGAGUGACCUUGAGAGUGACCUUGUGAUNUUCAGAGGUUUGAGGGUCAUUCAUAGAUGAAGGCAAGUUCUAGCCCUGACAAGGAGGAAUCUGUGGAUGACAGCCUUGGGCGCAUUUGAGCCUGUUUCAUCUGGAAAAGGCUUUUGAUGGUGGUG
Messenger RNA from Mus pahari (shrew mouse), 3871 nucleotides. It is a transcript of the gene Ppm1k, whose product is annotated as protein phosphatase, Mg2+/Mn2+ dependent 1K. Gene Ontology annotation, molecular function: protein serine/threonine phosphatase activity; cation binding. The coding region runs from base 287 to 1405 and encodes 372 amino acids. The transcript has 7 exons. NCBI's taxonomy places the organism in Eukaryota, Metazoa, Chordata, Mammalia, Rodentia, Muridae. The record is from RefSeq and is a predicted model, not a curated record. Gene Ontology annotation, biological process: protein dephosphorylation.